AUGGACGAUAUUGGGUUAACAUCAUCACGAACGGUUAUUAAACCUGUUUGUUCACCCUUAAAUAAUAGUAGACAACGAAUAGAUUCUGCAUCUGUUAUACAACAAGCGGAUGUCUCAUCAUCAAGACCAGCGUUGUUGGCUUAUGAUGCACUUGGACCACUACUUUUUGAGGCUCUCGAUGGAUUUUUCUUUACAAUAAAUCAUAAUUCUGAACUUGAAUUUGUCAGUGAUAAUGUUGGACAAUAUUUAAAAUUUUCUCAAGAAGAGCUUGCCGGAAGAAGUCUAUAUCAUUUUGUACAUCCAAAUGACAUUGGCGAAUUUAGUAAAGCUUGGGCAAAAAAAGAUGCCGGUGAUUGUUUAGCAGCACUUAUUAAUAAUAAUGAACAACAAACAAUUCAGUCACGUGGACGUACAUUUCAUUGUCGUAUGCGAACAAAUGAUGAUGCUACACCAUAUGUUCGUAUGGUUAUAUCUGUUGCACUUCAUCGUGAUUCAUUAGGUAGUGAUAAAACAUUUUUAAUAUGUAUUGCUAGACGACCAUCAUUAAAUGAUCCAAAUGAUAAACCAUCAUUACUUGGUUUUGACCAAUUUUCAUCACGAAUUAAUCUAAAUUAUGAUAUUGAAAAUUUAGAUUCAAGUCAUAUGAAAAGUGAAACAAUUGAUAUGAAUUUUCAUGGAAAAAAUUUUCGUGAUUAUGUUUAUAGUCAUGAUAUUCCAUCAAUUGAACGACAUUUUGAAGAAGGUAAGAUAUAUAUGAUCAUUUUAUUGUUCGUAUUAUUAUUUCUAUGUCAAAAAAAAAAAGAAAAAUUAUCAUAA
Molecule: messenger RNA, 816 nt
Organism: Rotaria sp. Silwood2
Lineage: Eukaryota; Metazoa; Rotifera; Eurotatoria; Philodinida; Philodinidae
Source: the annotation of a GenBank genome assembly